UACUGACAGAGAGAAGCUUAAUUUCUGACACUACCCUGAGUUUGAUUGCAGUCCAGAUGCUCCGUCAUUUACUCGUCUAAUUCACAAAGCUGGAAUGAAUCGCAAAACUAUCAUAAUCGGUACAGUGGUUGUAGUUGUUGUUGUGAUCGUUAUAGCCGUACCAUGCGCCUUGUUGUUAGGAAAGAAAGACGAAGAUGAAACGCCCAAAGCGAAGAGCUACACGGAACGCGCCGAGCAAAUAUUGAACGAAACACCGCUAGUUGAUGGACAUAACGAUAUUCCAUGGCAGCUAAGGAAGAACUACAUGAAUAGAAUGGCAAACGUGACUUUAGACAAGAACAACCCAGACCUCCACACUGAUAUACCCAGGCUCAGAGAGGGUGGUGUUGGAGCUCAGUUCUGGUCAGCAUACGUAUCUUGUUCCAAUCAGUACAAGAACUCGGUUCGCUUGUUCCUCGAGCAGAUUGACGUCAUCCUCCGCAUGGUUGAGAAGUACCCGGAUGAUUUUACGUUCGUAACAACUGCCAAGGGAAUAAAAGAUGCACACAAGAACGGAAAGAUUGCCUCCAUGAUUGGCAUAGAGGGGGGUCACGCUAUUGACAGUAGCUUAGAUAGCCUCCGAAUGAUGUACGAGCUGGGAGGGCGGUACAUGACGCUGACCCAUAGCUGUCAUACACCUUGGGCCGAUUCCUGUACACCCAAAAACCCAGAACAUAAUGGCCUGACGGAGUUUGGAAAAAUCCUGAUCAAGGAGAUGAAUCGUAUUGGAAUGUUUGUUGACAUGUCACAUAUCUCCCAUAAGACAAUGAACGAUGUUCUGGAUGUCACCAAAGCGCCAGUAAUUUUCAGUCAUUCCUCUGCCUACGCACUGUGUAACCACACCAGGAACGUUCCCGAUGAUGUCUUGAAGAGAAUGCCCAAGAAUGGUGGAGUAGUUAUGGUGAACUUUUACAAUGAUUACCUGACGUGCAGUCCGGAGGCAAAACUGAGUGAUGUGGCAGAUCAUAUUGAUUACAUCAAGAAGGUCGCUGGCAUUGACCAUGUAGGACUUGGUAGUGAUUAUGAUGGCGUACCAAGAGUUCCUGUUGGACUGGAAGAUGUCUCGACUUAUCCAAAACUAGUAGAAGAGCUGCUUCGACGAGGAUACAGUGACGAGGAGGCGAGUAAAGUGGUGGGAAAAAACCUGAUUACUGCAAUGGAAAAAAUGGAACAGGUUGCUGCUGAUAUGAAGAAUGUCAAGCCCUUUGAUAACUACAUAUAUGUAAACAAAACCUGUCGGCCACCCGUUGAUGGCUUUUGAUUUUUCCACGGGACAACCCUUGCAGGGAGCGAGCAAGUUGCUUCCUGGAACUGCCUUUAUUUUCAUAUAGAUUUAUGUAACUAGACAUUAUAUUAAUCUGAUUUUGAAUGCGGAGUCAGUUGAAAUUGGUUAGACUUUCUGUAUAUUACCUGUAGUUUUCCUGUUCACAUGUAAACAUUCAUCAAAAGGCGAUAACAGAAUCUGCUCUGGUCUUGACAAAGUUUCAUUAAAACGCGUUAUAAUGAUCCAUUUGAAAGACUGAAAUAAAAUAAUUAUUUGUACAACU
Molecule: messenger RNA, 1586 nt
Organism: Orbicella faveolata
Lineage: Eukaryota; Metazoa; Cnidaria; Anthozoa; Scleractinia; Merulinidae
Product: dipeptidase 1-like
Biological process (GO): proteolysis
Molecular function (GO): metallodipeptidase activity
Source: RefSeq, a predicted model, not a curated record